Molecule: messenger RNA, 315 nt
Organism: Diaporthe citri
Lineage: Eukaryota; Fungi; Ascomycota; Sordariomycetes; Diaporthales; Diaporthaceae
Exons: 1
Coding region: 1-315 (104 amino acids)
Source: RefSeq, a predicted model, not a curated record
AUGCCCGCGGCAUCAAGGCCGGGGCUGUCAGCGUACACGGCGUCCAAGCUGGCUCUGUCAAGGCUCAUCAAGUCCGUGGAGGCGGAGCAGCAGCAGCAACGCAUAUCCACCGUCGCCGUGCAAAGUUGGCGGCACGGGCCGACCAGCCAGCUGCCCGUCGACGCGCCGUGUUUGCCUGAGCACUUCCUCGUCUGGAUGGCCAGCCCCGAGGCGUGCUACCUCCAUGGGCGGACUGUGUGGGCGAACUGGGAUGUGGAUGAGCUCAAGGCCCAGGGGGGAGAAGGUUUGCGGGCGGAUCCUAGUAGGUCCACCUAG